UGUUGACCAAUCACAGGAGAGCACUGGUCCACUACGAAUGACGUUGUCAAGGAAGCGUGGUUGUUUCUGAAGGAUGUUGAGGCUCCUGAAAAGAGUUUUUUCAUCUGUAGAAACACGAGACAAGACGAACGUUUCCGCUAUUCUUCGAAAUCUCAGCUCUGCAGCCUCCCCCUGUGCAAAUCUUGCACUGAAGCCCCAAAUGGAGGCCAAACUGUACCAGGCGCCUCCGCAGGUGCGCGGUAUGACUUCACUUGACAAAGAGGCCUUCGCACAGACAAUCACUGUCCCAGCUCUACGGGUGCCCACGCGGUUUCUCAACAAAGUGAUGAAGAGCCUGAGAAAGUGCACCAUCCAGCGCCCCGGGGUCCCCAGAGUGGUUCAGGAUAACGAUGGGAGUUCUGACUACAGGCUGGUGCUGUUGGACCCUCACAGAGUGCCCUCAUCGGGCUCCUUUACUGAGGCUGAAACGGAAACGCUGAGGUCAUUCGAUGUCUCUCAGGAGCUACAGGACUAUGAGCUGAGACUGACCUACGACAAUCUAAAGAGUGAGGAGGUGCUGGAGGCUGUGCUGCCUCUGGGGCAGGACGUGACGUCAGCGUUCAGCCGAGUGGGACACAUCGCACAUAUGAACCUCAGGGACCACCAGCUCCCAUACAAGAACCUCAUUGGUAAAGUGAUCAUGGACAAGAACCCUGGUGUGACGUGUGUGGUCAAUAAGACAAAUAUUAUCGACUCAAUGUAUCGCAACUUCAAGAUGGAGGUGCUGGCUGGAGAGGAGAACAUGGUCGCCAAAGUGAAAGAAAACGGGGUGACAUACGAGUUUGACUUCUCUCGUGUGUACUGGAACCCGAGGCUGAGCACGGAACACCAGCGCGUGGUCGAGCUCGUCAAGCGUGGUGACACCGUGUUUGACAUGUUCGCCGGCGUGGGACCCUUUGCUAUCCCGGCGGCGCGAUCGGGCGCCGCCGUGUUCGCCAACGACCUCAACCCGGAGUCGUACAGGUGGCUGCAACACAACUGCAAAGUGAACAAGGUAGAAGGCAAAGUGAAAACCUUCAACCUGGACGGCAGAGCAUUCGUCCGAGGGCCGCUCAAGCGAGAGCUACCCGCGCUGUUUAAGGGAAAAGGUGGCGUGCACGUGGUCAUGAACCUGCCCGCUUUGGCUUUGGAGUUUCUGGAUGCUUUCAGAGGCCUCCUGCAUCAGGAGGCUCCCUGCGACGACAACCUCCCCACAGUGCACUGCUACGGCUUUUCUAAAGACAACAACCCGGAGAAGGACAUGGUGGCGAGGGCGUCUCUCGCCUUGGGCUUCCCUUUGGAGGGCCGCUGCUCUGUGCAUUUUGUCCGCAACGUGGCACCCAACAAAGACAUGAUGUGCGUAAGCUUCACCCUUCCAAAAGAAAGCCUCUUCAGCCAGUAUGAACAGACAGAAUCUUCAGAGGAACCAACCCCCAAGCGGCAAAAGUGUGAGACAACAGAUUCAUCGUGAAAGUGAAUUAAAUCACAACUUGAUGCCACUGUAAAAGUACGCUUGAGGACAUAUUUGAGUUGAUCCAUUUUUUUUCACAUGAUGAACUGAUAGCAGACACUGCCACAACAAAACAAGAGAGAGUGCAAGUUGUAUCAAAAAUUCUGAGAGGUAUUACUUGGAAAAACAUUUCUCAUCAUAGUUAGUAGUGGUGUAGUACAACCGCAUUGCAUUAUACUGAAGGGUAGUUGUGAUAUUUCAUUUCCUUUGUCUCCAUGACAGUCUCAAUCGAAACUUUUAGAAUUUUGUGUCCAGCUCUUCUAUAGGAGCUCAUUUGCUUUUUUUUUUUUUUUUAUGUCCCUACAGUAAUGUUGUGGCCUUCUUAACAAUUAAACGAAGUUGAGACAAGCUCUCAGCUCUUAGAAUCCAGAGCUUCCUUGAAGAAGUUUCCUUUUUAAAUAAAUUGCUCUAAC
Hippocampus comes (tiger tail seahorse) is the source of this 1941-nucleotide messenger RNA. It is a transcript of the gene trmt5, whose product is annotated as tRNA methyltransferase 5. Gene Ontology annotation, molecular function: tRNA (guanine(37)-N1)-methyltransferase activity. Gene Ontology annotation, cellular component: cytoplasm; mitochondrial matrix. Bases 74 to 1489 code for a protein of 471 amino acids. Gene Ontology annotation, biological process: mitochondrial tRNA methylation; tRNA N1-guanine methylation. The transcript has 5 exons. The record is from RefSeq and is a predicted model, not a curated record. Lineage: Eukaryota; Metazoa; Chordata; Actinopteri; Syngnathiformes; Syngnathidae.